Messenger RNA from Sesamum indicum (sesame), 3459 nucleotides. NCBI's taxonomy places the organism in Eukaryota, Viridiplantae, Streptophyta, Magnoliopsida, Lamiales, Pedaliaceae. The record is from RefSeq and is a predicted model, not a curated record.
UCUAGGGUAUGAUGAUAUAACCCUAGCUUUGUUUGAAAAAAAACUGUUUUACCCCUCAAGGGCUUCAAAAUUGCAAUUUUAUUAGAAAGACCCGCGUCUUCUCGACUAGGUCCGGGUCGCCAUUCAGGUCAGGUUGAACGACUCUCCUCCGACAACUUGGGACACAUGGCACGCCAUUAUUGGACAGCAGAACACCCCUAUACACUAUAAAUACUCUAUGCUCAAUGCAUUUAUGGUACAUCGUUUUUUACUCACUUUUUUAUUUAGGUCGCUUAGACUCGCUAGUUCGACAUAGACCAGUUUAUUAGCGACCUUAAUACCAAGCACUAACUUAAGUAUCGACGGAGGAAUCGUAGUUGGGCCAUCCCGACAAGCCUAACAAUCUACUUCUCUUUUCUCGUAUCCUUACAUUAGUUUGGGAGAGAAAGCAAUCCCGAACCUUUUGGAGAUCAGUUCAUCCGACCAGAAAAUCGCCUAGAUUUCGACCCGGAUCAAGCUUGCAUCCGAGACAAUGGACAAGGUCGUAGUAUGUACAUUUUCCGGCUUUGACUUGGAGUUCAAUACUUCAGUGUACUGUAAUUUCCCUGGAUUUGAUUUGGGCAAUUGUAUUGUGAUGUAAUUAUGUUGGCAAAACCGUAGUUUAUUACUUUCUUCUUCUGGUAAACUAGUUUAUGACAAAAUGAUUUCUGAAUUAUGACGUUCUUCUGAAGCUAUCCUCGAGUAGACGAAUAGUGUGAUUUUCUUUUCUUCUUUUCAUUCUUUUAAUAAUUUUUUAAAGAAAAGAACAAUGAAACUCCAAAAAAGGCGGCGCCAACUCGUUUUAUUUAGUAUAAUGGCGUAGACUAUUGUUGAAUGCUCGUUGGAGCUCAGUAGUUUAAGACUGCAAGUGGUGAUUUUGAUGAGGCUCCGAUCAAUACAUAACUCAUAACUAUUAGCAUUUUCAUGGCAAAAGCUUAGGAAAAGAUGUCUGCUAUAUAUGAUAACUGGGAGAGGCUAGUCGCAGCUGUUUUCAGAAAGCAGCAGCUUUGGGAACUUUUUCACGAUCACUCUAGGAGCCCUAGCAUACUGUCCGAAGCAUCAGACUUCAGUUCUAGCUUCAAUUUGGGUUCUCCCUUUCAUGAUCUAGCCCUGGACUUUUCUAGGCUUGGAAGUUUUUCGAGGCCACAUAAAACAACUGGAAGGCUGGCUCUCGUUUCGGAUUUUAGUUCCGCUUUUGAUGUUGAAGAUGUAUUCCUAGCUUCUGCUGGCUUACUUGGGAGGGGAACUUUUGGGACUACUUAUACGGUUGCAAUGGGAAAUGGGGUAAAAAUUGUGGUGAAGAGAUUGAAGUCUAGGAAUAUUUCAGAACAAGAGUUCAAAAAUCAGAUGGAGAUUGUUGGAAAUGUUAGACAUGAGAAUGUGGCUGCCCUAAGGGCUUAUUAUUCUUCAGAAGAUGAAAGGCUGAUGCUGUAUGAUUAUUACAGUGAUGGCAGCGUCCAUGCAUUAUUACAUGGACAAACUGGUCAAAGUAAAUCUCAUGUAGACUGGGAAACCAGACGGAGAAUUGCAAUUGGUGCCGCAAGGGGUAUUGCUGCAAUACACGCACAAAAUGGUGGGAAGCUUGUCCAUGGAAACAUAAAAGCAUCAAAUGUUUUUCUUAAUUCUCAAGAGGCUGGCUGUGUAUCAGAUCUUGGCUUGGCAACCGUGGUAGAGACAGCAUUUAUGCCAACUGCAGGGUGCUAUGAUCCACAAGUCAAGAAUGCUAGAGAUGUCUCCCAAGCAUCAGAUGUCUAUAGCUUUGGGAUUUUGCUCCUCCAACUUCUCACUAGAAAAUCCCCUGCGCAUGUCCCCGGUGGUCCUAUGGCUGUUGACCUAAUCAAGUUGGUAACUUCUGUGAAAAGCAAGGAGAGGGCUGCUAAGGCGUUUGAUGCAGAACUACUGAUGUAUCCUUGGAUAAGGGAUCAAGCGGUUAUAAUGUUACAAAUAGGAAUAGCAUGUGUAGCAAAAUCAGUAAAGAAGAGACCUAAAAUGUCUCAAGUAGUGAAGAUGUUAGCAGAUAUUUGUAUAAUGAACCCAGCAAGUACAAUGAAUCCUCAAAAUCUGGGUUGCUUAUGCAAAGAACUUGUAUUUAUUGAGGGUGCUAAUCCUAAAUUUGAGCUUGAGGAUUUGUUAGGGGCCUCUGCUGAGGUGCUUGAAAAAGGGACAUUUGGGACCUUUUGCAAGGCAAGAUUAGAAAAUGGAAUCACAGUGGCGGUUAGGAGAUUGAAGGAUGUAAUUGUAACAUUUGAGGAUUUUCAGCAGCAAAUGAAGGUCAUUGGAAAAAUGAGGCAUGAGAACGUUGCUAAACUGAUGGCGUACUACUUUUCAAGAGAUGAUACUCUCUUGGUUUAUGAUUAUUACGAUAAGCAGAGCAUAUCUGAUUUGCUACACAGUAAGUAGAAGUAAGAAUAUGGAGCAUCUGGUCUGCCUCGCUUGUCAUGUGAAUUUCACCAACCAAAGGUUCCCGUAAAUGAUCUUUGUUGAGUGGCCCGGAAUUGCUUAUACCUUUACUCUCUCUCCUUUGCUGAUAUAAACUUGAUACUUGAUGUUAGUUAAUACACAAACCAUGAUGGUUGAAUCUACGUAACUCUGAAUGCAUAUUGAUGAAAUUUCAUAAGCUUCUUCAGUUUUUUAUAUCUAGUCCUAUGUUAAUUUUAGAUCCAACAAGCAUAGGCACCUCUCGCUGUGGCUACCUUGUAGAGGAACUACUGGAGGGUGCCCUGGCUGGAGAUAGCACUCCUAUGAUAAAGGCAUCUCAUUCAGAUAUUAUCAUUAUUGCAAUUAACUUGCAUUUUUUUGGAGUUGUAGCUAAAACUUACCUACAAUAGACCAUUGUCAAAUUGCGUUUUCUUAUUAAAAUUGUUUGAAUCAAUUUGGGAAAUGGCUUUUUUUCUUUAUUGCAGGUUAUAUAUGUUUCAAAAAUUGGCACUGAAUUCCUCCAUUGUUGUAGCUUUACAUUAUGCUAUCCAAGCACAUUGUAUCUAUGAUCAAUUAGAAAUAAGAUAAUUGCUUUUUCUCCUACUUUGCCGGGUUCAGAGGUAUUGGUCGGAAACCUUUAGACUGGGAGACCCGGCUGAAAAUUGCGGUAGGUGCAGCAAGGGGUGUUGCUCACAUCCAUAGACAAGAUGGUGAGAAGCUUGUGCAUGGAAAUAUAAAAUCCUCAAACAUUUUCUUCGAUGGGCAAAAUUACAGCAUUGUCGGUGAUGCUGGAUUGGCGAAACUAAUGCGUCCAAUCAGAAGGUCAGCUGUCAGGGAUCCUCACUACUAUCCUGCGGAAGUUACAGACACCAGGAAGGUGUCUCAAGCUUCUGAUGUCUACAGCUUUGGCGUUGUGCUGCUUGAACUUGUCACAGGACGGACAUCUUCUCAAACAACCACGGAUGGUGGUGAUGUCAUCUCACUAGUUAACUGGAUUCAGUCUGUUGUUCGCGAAGAAUGGAC